Messenger RNA from Piliocolobus tephrosceles (Ugandan red Colobus), 1070 nucleotides. It is a transcript of the gene RLN3, whose product is annotated as relaxin 3. Lineage: Eukaryota; Metazoa; Chordata; Mammalia; Primates; Cercopithecidae. The record is from RefSeq and is a predicted model, not a curated record. Gene Ontology annotation, molecular function: hormone activity; G protein-coupled receptor binding. Gene Ontology annotation, cellular component: extracellular region. Bases 53 to 481 code for a protein of 142 amino acids. The transcript has 2 exons.
GAGGCAGCGGAGACACUGGCCCAUUCGCACAUCCGAGGCAUCUCUGUCCAGCAUGGCCAGGUACACGCUGCUGCUGCUCCUGGCGGCGUGGGUGCUGACCGGGGAGCUAUGGCCGGGGACUGAGGCCCGGGCAGCGCCUUAUGGAGUGAAGCUUUGCGGGCGAGAAUUCAUCCGAGCAGUCAUCUUCACCUGCGGGGGAUCCCGGUGGAGGCGAUCGGACAUCCUGGCCCACGAGACUGUGGGAGAUACUUUCCCAGAUGCAGAUGCUGAUGGAGACAGUCUGGCAGGCGAGCUGGAUGAGGCCAUGGGGUCCACCAAGCGGCUGGCCCUGACCAAGUCACCCCAGGCCUUUUAUGGGGGGCGACCCAGCUGGCAAGGAACCCCCCGGAUUCUUCGGGGCAGCCGAGAUGUCCUCGCUGGCCUUUCCAGCAGCUGCUGCAAAUGGGGGUGUAGCAAAAGUGAAAUCAGUAGCCUUUGUUAGUUCGAGGGCUGGGCAGCUGUGGGCAUCAGUACCAGUGCCCCAGUCCUGCCAUCCACUUAACCAGUGUCUGGCUGGGCAUCUGUCUUUUGAGCCUCACACAUUCAUUCAUUCGUCUGCAAGUCACAGAGUCCAGGCACUAUGGGCUCAGGCACAGUCCCCCGACACUACCUAUCCAACUUUGCCUUUUGACCAGCCUAUCAUGACCCUGUCCCCUGAGCAAGCUGUGCCCCUGCCUGGACAAGUGGGGACCCCUGAUCCUGACCUCUGACCUCUCCCCAACCCUAACUAUGCGUUUGCCUGGCCUACACACUCCACUGCCACAACUGGGUCCCUAUUCUACCCAGACAGGCCACACAGAGACCCCUGCCCCCUGCCCAGUCCAAACUGUGGCCAGCUCAAAUUAAGCCUCUGUCUUAGUCCAGCCCUUGCACGCAAGCUUCCUUUUCCCUGCUUUCCAUCCCCUCUCUUCCAACUCCCCUGCUAGAGUUCCAAGGCUGUGGACCCCAGAGAAGGUGGCAGGUGGCCCCCGUAGGAGAGCUCUGGGCUCAUUAGAAUCUUCCCAAACUCCAAUAAUAAAAAUUCCAAGACU